UCUCUGCGCCUAGCCCUUUUUUCUAAUUUACGCACCAAGCGCCUCUGUUCUUCAAUCAAAAAUGUUUCGUAUUUAAAAAAAAUUCUAACUUUUUUAUUUUUAUUUUUAAUUUUUCUUUUUGUUUUUUUGUUUAUUUUGGAUUGGAUUCUAUAAAAUCAGAAUCAGUCACUGUAUCCAAAAAAAAAAAAAAAAAAAGGGGUUAGGAGGUGGGGAUUAUAUUUUUCAAUUUCUCAAAAUCUAUUUGUUGUUUCCCACCUGUGUUUAAUCUGCCGCCAAUUUUACUUUGUUCUGAAUUGUUCUGUAUAAUACCAAUUUAAGUUUCUAACGAGCAAAUUACUUUCGUACUUUUACUAAUCAUUGUUAUUGUCUUCCAUUUCACCUUUGGCUGUUUAAUUGCUCUUAUUUUGUUUUUUUUAUAAAAAAAGAUUUAAAAAAAAGAAUUUGAGAAUUGUUGGGGACGAGCUAGGGCUUUGUUUGUUGGGUAUUUUAUUUUUUUUUGGGUUAAAAAUUCAGAUCACGGAAAAAAGAAAAAAAUUUUUUUUUUCUAUUUUUGUUAUUGGGUUUUGAUUUUGUAAGUGAUAUGGAUAAGAAAAAGUUGACGAUUCCGCUUGUUUGCCACGGCCAUUCCCGUCCUGUUGUGGAUCUGUUUUACAGCCCAAUUACUCCUGAUGGUUUCUUCCUUAUCAGCGCUAGCAAGGAUUCUAGUCCCAUGCUGAGAAAUGGUGAGACUGGAGAUUGGAUUGGAACUUUCGAAGGGCAUAAGGGUGCGGUCUGGAGCUGCUGCUUGGAUACCAAUGCUCUUCGUGCUGCUACUGCUUCUGCAGAUUUCUCUGCGAAAGUAUGGGAUGCCUUAUCAGGGGAUGUACUACAUUCUUUUGAACACAAGCACAUUGUUCGGGCCUGUGCUUUUUCAGAGGAUACACACCUUUUACUUACUGGAGGAAUGGAGAAAGUUAUACGCAUAUAUGAUCUCCAUAGGCCAGAUGCUCCUCCAAGAGAGGUGGAUAAAUCCCCUGGUUCAGUCAGAACUGUUGCUUGGCUCCACAGUGAUCAGACGUUAUUAAGUUCCUGCACAGACAUGGGUGGUGUCAGAUUAUGGGAUGUAAGAAGUGGAAAAAUAGUCCAAACUCUUGAAACCAAGUCGUCUGUGACCAGUGCUGAAGUGAGUCAGGAUGGUCGUUAUAUAACAACUGCCGAUGGGUCUACUGUUAAGUUCUGGGAUGCAAAUUAUUUUGGGUUGGUGAAGAGCCAUGACAUGCCAUCUACAGUAGAAUCAGCUUCAUUGGAACCAAAAUAUGGAAAGAAGUUCAUUGCUGGGGGAGAAGAUAUGUGGAUCCGUGUAUUUGAUUUCCAUACUGGUGAAGAGAUAGCAUGCAAUAAGGGUCACCAUGGUCCUGUUCACUGUGUGCGUUUCUCGCCAGGAGGGGAAUCAUAUGCCUCAGGAUCCGAAGAUGGAACCAUCAGAAUAUGGCAAACUGGUCCUUUGACAAAUGAUGAAACUGACGAACUCGCCGCAAAUGGACCUGUUGGAAAGGUGAAGGUAAAUGCAGAUGAAGUUUCUCAGAAGAUCGAGGGUUUCCACAUUUCUGAUGAGGAGGGCAAGUCUAAAGAGAAGGAAGAGGUGGCGGGAAAUGAGUGAAUAUGAAAGAAAUACUAAGAUAUGAUUGCGUUAUCAUAUAUAUUAGAGACUAGAAUUUUUGUAAAAUGUUAGUCAUGCCUGCAUUGCUUCCAGUGGAUAAGAUGGAUAUGCUCUGCAAAAUCUAAUGGCCUAAAAAAUGAGUGUUGUCUGAUUAUCUUGGUAUGUGUUUUGAGUCCGAGAUGUAGUUAUUCUCCAUCUGAACAGUGUUAUACUAGAAAUAUAAAAGUCAAAAUCUCUUAAAACA
Molecule: messenger RNA, 1883 nt
Organism: Ziziphus jujuba (common jujube)
Lineage: Eukaryota; Viridiplantae; Streptophyta; Magnoliopsida; Rosales; Rhamnaceae
Exons: 7
Coding region: 581-1639 (352 amino acids)
Biological process (GO): spliceosomal snRNP assembly
Cellular component (GO): SMN complex
Molecular function (GO): protein binding; RNA binding
Source: RefSeq, a predicted model, not a curated record